UGUACGUUUUCUGGUAUUUUUCUGCAAGAUACGUGAAUGUCCACGUGGGAAAAAGAGUUUAUUUAUCUGAUAUGGACAUCUUCAUGUCAAGAAUCAACUGAAGUAUGCAAAAGUGAUGGGGAGACUACGUUUUUGACCUCUAGCGGUUUAUAUACAAACUGCACAUAGCUCUGGCACGGUGCCCAAAAUGGGAAUAUUUACCUUGGAUGACAUCAGGUCACAUGAUAGGUGACAAUGUUGUUAGGAAGCCACACGCUUCGAGGCGGGGCAUUGAAAGGACGAAGCAUGUGUACGUGCGGCCUCGUGAGGGGGAAAUCAUGUCUGACGUGAUUCUACAGGACGAUCUGACCGUCUUCCCGCACAGUAAGACCGCGUACCGAGUCCAGCUGACGCGGGAACACAUCCAGUACGCGCGCACUCAGGGAAAGCCUCGGGAGAGGAGGAUCUUGUUGUCGGACGUGGUGGGGUGCCAUUGUCUCAGAGGACGGCAUGAGUCAGACAGUGCUGCAUAUUUCUGCAUCUAUGCCUACCCCUUACGGAAGAAAGUCAUCACAGGAGACUGGACCCGACACAGGGUCUGCACAACAUUCCGCGUGAAGACGACAGAUGACCACUCCGAGAACCACGCUCAGGCAGAACGAUGGAGAAUCGCUGUCAAAUGUCUACUGGCUAGACACAGUAUUGGGCCUCAGACAGCCCUGGAAGCCAGGCUGCUGCCCCCCUCCCCACGCCUCCUUAUUCUGAUCAACCCGUUCGGAGGCCAGGGGAAGGCUCAGCAGAUAUUCCGGGAGCGAGUCGUGUCCAUGUUGGGCGAGUCUGACAUCAGCUUCAACAUGGUGGUUACUGAGCGUUCUGGCCACGCCCAUGACCUGAUGCGGGAUCUGGAGGUGUCCCAGUGGAGUGGGGUGGUGGUGGUGUCAGGGGACGGGCUCAUAUAUGAGGUAAUCAAUGGCCUGAUGGACCGUCCUGACUGGGAGGAGGCCAUCAAGAUGCCCAUCGGCCUGAUCCCGGGGGGAACAGGCAACGCCCUCUGCUGCUCUGUCAACUAUCUACUGGAUGAGCCGUUUGAGUCAGCUGACCAGGUGCUCCACUCCACGUUUGUCCUGUGCAAGAGUGUUGUGUCAGGCAGCAGCUACCCCAUGGACCUGGUGUCAGUACAGACCAAGUCCUCCCGCAUCUUCUCCUUCUUACAUAUCAGCUGGGGAUUCAUCUCCGACAUCGACAUCGGGAGCGAGAAGUAUCGCUACCUCGGCGACGCUCGCUUUUUCGUCGGAUUGGUACAGCGGCUGUUUGACUUGCGGAAGUACCCCGGGCACGUGUCGUACCUUCCCGUGAAGGGGGUGGACGGGAGAGCGUUGGUUCACCAAAUCACAGAGAAGAGGAAGCAGUGGGAGAAUCUCAAGCAGUCUCUCCAUCGGCCUCGCAGUCUGUCUCAGCGGAACGGUGAACGGGAGAGAUUGAGAAGCGCACGUCCCGCACAGUUUACUCGCAGUGUCAGCAUGAUGGAGGGAUCACGUCCCAGAAACCUCCCCCCAAGAAGCGCUAGCGUCAGUCAGAGCUUCUACUCCGAUCUCGAGCCACAAACCCCUGGUGUAGAUACGGCCAAGGAAGCUGCUCUGUUCAAUGAGCAGACGGAUUCUGGCAUACCAACCUCAGAAAGGAUGGAGGAGAACAUGACCAAUGGGCAUUCCACAGGAGACGACCUCCAUGCCAAUGAUUGGAGGGGAGAUGAAACAUCAGGGAACGAGGUAUUCUCACCUCAUUCGCUACAUGCUGCAGUUGACUCCCAAGAUGCACUGGUUAGCAAUGCCAAUAUUAGGCCACAACACAACCAUUCCAACGGCAGUGCUGCCAACAGCCAAUCAGGGGACAGCAUGGACUCUGCAAUAGACGUAUCUGCCAUGGACCUGUCAGCAGACAGUCCAACGCGGGCCCACAGCCACACAAUGCCAAACCCAGACAGUGAAGCCAGACGUCAUGGUCCCGUCGACGCCCUCUUGCCCCCCCUGGGACAGCCCCUUCCCGAUGGUUGGGUGACGGUGGAGGGAGACUUUAACCUGGUGAUGGCUCUGAACGUGCCUCACAUCAGCACAGGCUUCAACAUGUCCCCUGCCAGCCAGCUGGACGACGGCAUGAUGUUCCUGAUGUAUGCCAUGAACACCACGCGCAGUGAGAUGUCCAACAUCUCCUUCAAGGCCUCGCAGGGGAGGAUCGGCGAGGUCGAGCAGGCGGGAACGGACGUGAUCGCUGUCCACGCGUUCAGGCUGGAGCCGCAGGGGGACAAGGGUCUGAUCACUGCGGACGGGGAGGUCAUCGAGUACGGACCACUGCAAGCACAGGUGCACCGGUCACUGGCUCGGGUACUCAUGUGGAAGCCAGUAGAGAUUUGACACAAAAUCUUACUUUUUCUUGUACCGGUAGAUGCAAUGAUAUAUACCUUGUUCCAAAGGUAUGGCCACUUGUCUGUACAUUUCAAAAUUGUUGCUUAUCUAUGUAACUAUAUGGUUGUUUUUCUUUCAAGAUUCUUUAUGACUUCUUGUUGAUCUUGUAUAUUUCCUCAGGUUCACCGUUCACAUAUCAAAAUACUAUAAUAUAAACUUUGUAAUCAUUAUAUUUGAAUCAUUCCAAGAUAUUAUAUAAUUAUGUAUAAUUGAAUUAUUUUUGCUAUUCAAUGACAAGCAACAUUGCGAAUUGUUUUUAUCAGGGAAAUGGUCAUGAGAGUAAUGCUAUGCAACAUUUAAUUGAGAAAUUUCCUUUCCAACAGCACAGUCUCCAUGUGAUCACAGUUAUAGAUGUUUUGUCCAUUGUAAAAGAACUGAUUACUGUCAAUUCAGGAUCUUGUUGUAACCAACACAAAGUUGACGUAAGGUUGACGACAAUCCAUACACUUCCCUGUAUGGUGUAAUUUCAUUUAAUUACAUGCUGCUUGCGCUUAUGCUUUAUUGUCUUGUUGUUGUUGUUGUUGUGAAAUUGAGAUGAUGAUUCUGUCCCCAUGGUGAUAUCAGGGACUUGACGGGACAAAGCCACACAAUGUCCUAACAAACUCCAUUUGUGCAGAUUAGUCAUGCAGGAAAUUGAACAAUAGAAAUUGAAUCAAUAUACGUACAAUAUUCAUUCCAAUGUUUCAGACAGCAUCCACUCUUUCAUUAUUGAAAUGAAAUGUUUUAUUAGAUAUUGUAUAAGCAAUAAAGAUCAAUUCAAUUUCUAUUGUCCUAAUGGUAGUUUGUGUAUAAUGCUGCUUGUAUCAAGCUGGGGCCAAUGUGUGCAUAACAGAUUUUGUAAAAUGCAUAUCAUAAGUUUUGUAUAAAGUCAUGAAUGUUUGAACAGUUCUGUUGAUAUUCCUCUUUAUUGCAAAAUUGGCAGCUGCUACAUAUAUGUUGUGCAGUGGCAUAUCAUUAUUAGAUAGACAUGUCUUGUACUGCAUUAGACAGACAUAUCAUGUAACACAGUAUGGUUCCAAAAUCCGAUGUAAAACUCCAAACCUGUUCUCAUAUCCAUCACGUAAGGUAGGUAGUGUGGAAAGAAAGUGUCUGGUGUUUAUGUGCCUUGAAGGUUGGUGAUUUUGAUGUUAUUGCUGCUGUGUGACGUAAUAGAAGCAGGUUUUGGAUAAUGUUUGUGUGUGAAAAGAAACAACUAAAUGUUUGUAGACUUUAGAUAUUAGGUGUUUCCUGGCCACCUUUAGAUAGCAGACAUGUAGAACAUAUCAAUAGAAGAGUAGAAAUCUAUUUGCUUGCUUUGCUGCCAAUGUUGUACAAAUUGCUGAAUGUGCCAGAUACUUGAAAGUUUGUAGCUUUCUGUGAAUAUACCACAAUUGAAUUUUUUGA
Messenger RNA from Branchiostoma floridae (Florida lancelet), 3824 nucleotides. RefSeq names its product sphingosine kinase 2-like. The record is from RefSeq and is a predicted model, not a curated record. The transcript has 6 exons. Lineage: Eukaryota; Metazoa; Chordata; Leptocardii; Amphioxiformes; Branchiostomatidae. Gene Ontology annotation, cellular component: intracellular membrane-bounded organelle; membrane; cytoplasm. Gene Ontology annotation, biological process: sphingosine biosynthetic process. The coding region runs from base 207 to 2390 and encodes 727 amino acids.